UCGUAAUAAUCUGUUUUGGACCCUCAACCGUCUUCUCUCCACCUUCACUUACAAAUCCCUCUCUCUCUCUCUCCCCCCCUUUGUUCAUCGUCUUUGGGACUCAACCAUGACUGCUAUAUCUAAUUCGUUGGUCUUAACGAAAAACCCUCAACUCCAGUUAUCGCCUGGAUCAAAUCUGAAAACUGCCAAUAAACAUCUGGGGAGCGUGUCCCCUACCAGCUUGUUACUCGGUCCUGGUUGGGUGGGAAAGACAAAGCUUUCUACAUUUAGGCGGCCACUUUCAGUUCAAGCUGCAUAUAGUGAUGGUGGACGGUCAAGCAAUGCAGGCAUUUUUAUUGGAGGUUUUGUAUUGGGAGGACUCAUAGUUGGCACGCUCGGCUGUGUAUAUGCCCCACAGAUUAGCAAGGCACUAGCUGGAGCAGACCGGAAAGAUUUGAUGAGGAAACUUCCCAAGUUCAUAUAUGAUGAAGAAAAGGCUUUAGAGAAAACAAGAAAGGUGCUGGCACAGAAGAUUGAACAGUUGAACUCUGCAAUUGAUGAGGUUUCUGCUCAGCUCCGAACAGAGGAUCCCCCAAAUGGAGUGGCUGUGAACUCGGAUGAAGUUGAACCUGCCAUUUGAAAGUAUCAUCUUUGUCACGUUGGUCUUCCUUCACCGCCCACGACUCCGGACUGGGAAUAAUAGUUAAUUUUCAAGCUAUAUAAUCUUUAAUUUUCUCUUUCUUGAACAUUUGGUCCGAGCUUUGAUGUGCAAUAUCCACCUCGUAUAAUGUGUUGCUAUUAUCGCUCAAAUGCUCCAUAUAAAGUUGAAUAGAUUUGUAGAAGAGCAUUCUUGCCUUGUUUCCUAUUAUGUACACGAACAACAGGCAUUGUUUUGUAUUUGAAAGCCACAUAUUUCAUCCCUUC
Molecule: messenger RNA, 903 nt
Organism: Benincasa hispida (wax gourd)
Lineage: Eukaryota; Viridiplantae; Streptophyta; Magnoliopsida; Cucurbitales; Cucurbitaceae
Product: inner membrane localized protein
Cellular component (GO): chloroplast thylakoid membrane; chloroplast inner membrane
Source: RefSeq, a predicted model, not a curated record